This is a messenger RNA of Penicillium lagena, 1155 nucleotides long. RefSeq lists its product as uncharacterized. The record is from RefSeq and is a predicted model, not a curated record. NCBI's taxonomy places the organism in Eukaryota, Fungi, Ascomycota, Eurotiomycetes, Eurotiales, Aspergillaceae. Gene Ontology annotation, biological process: fatty acid metabolic process. The transcript is spliced from 4 exons. The coding region runs from base 1 to 1155 and encodes 384 amino acids. Gene Ontology annotation, molecular function: fatty-acyl-CoA binding.
AUGUCGGACUCCGUAGAGGAUCCCUCGGACGGGGACCGCGCGACCCCCGCGGCGGAACGGUUGAAGCUCUAUGGCUUGUACAAACAGAGCAUGGAAUCAACAGAGGGCGAUGUGGAGGGCGUGAUGGAUCGACCGAUCGGGAAUACACCGGAGGUGCACGCGGAGUGCGAAAAGUGGGACGCCUGGUAUGCCCAGCGCGGCCUCUCGCGCACCGAGGCCAAACGCCGCUAUAUCUCGACCCUAGUCGAUACGAUGCACCGCUACGCUUCGCAGACCUCCGAGGCGCGCGAACUAGUCUCCGAACUCGAGUUUGUCUGGGACCAGAUCAAAUUCAAUGCUUCCUCGUCUUCGUCUUCCGGCCCACUACAUAAUGUCGGUGUUCCGCCGCUGUCGAGCAGCGCAUAUGGGAGUAUCGGGGGUCGAUUGGCGAGGUCGCCAGAGGACUACGAACGACCAGACUUACGUGCAGAUAGCAGUCGAAGAGGUGCUCGGGAAUCGCGGCUUCGAGUGCUCAGCCCCGUCAGCCAGCCCGAGGAAGAAGAAUACUACCGGCGGCGACGAGUACGGUCAACAGACGACGAUGAUGUGGAGGAUGGGGAUGAUGACGACCCAGAGGCCGAUGAAGACGAGGACGAAGAAGACGAGGAGUACGAAGAAGCGCGCGACAGUCUCUACGAGGAACCAGACCACGCCAGCACAAAUACAGACACAGGCACCGGGACGGACCGCACCGCCUCGCACAGCGAAGACCGCCAUCGACGAGGUCGACAUCGCCAUCACCAGUCCGUCGACAGUGGCGGCAGUGGGCUUGGCGGCGGGAACCCCAAGGACAGCCGCUGGCGUCGCCGGGUCGAGCAGGCCUUGACCAAGAUGACGGCCGAGAUCGCUGCCGUGCGCGAGCAGAUGGAAGCCCGCACGGUGGCCCAGCGCCGUCGCUCGGGUCUCUUCGCCUGGAUCAAGUGGUUGCUGUGGGUUGCGCUCCGCCAGAUUAUCAUGGAUAUCGCUCUCCUGGGCAUGCUUCUGAUUUGGAUGCGCAUGCGCGGUGACCGCCGUGUCGAGGACCGCUUGCGCACGGGCUGGUCCGAGGUGAAGGCCCGGCUGGGCCGGUUCAAGCUCUUGAAGCGCAUCGGCGCGACAACACCCAUGCUGCCGUAG